UAAUCUUGCUAUCUAUAUAAAGACGCCUAAUUUGGUAAACCUAUGCAAAUUUAAUAAACCAUUUACUACGAGAAAACGAACAUCGCGAUUCAGUUAACAGAUAAUAAAAUGAAAGUGAUAUUUGGUGUUGUUUUACUAUUCGUGGUUACUCAUGGUUUAGGUGAAUUUUUAGCGAAAGCCUUACUGGAAUCAAAAUAUUUUGUGAAUAAUGAAGUUGAAGAGACACUGAAAAAAAAUAACUUGGUUGCGGUUUUGUCAAAGUUAGAACAAUCAUUUGAUAUUUAUUUCGAUUUAAAACUCAACAGUUUUUCAGACGGAUUCAGAAGUGUCAUUCAUUUGACUAUAGGAGAGGAUAAUUCGAAAUACGGUGAUCGAAUUCCUGGCAUUUGGGUUUCUAAUCAAAAGUUACUCGUUGGUUUUGCAAUAAACAAUAAUAAAAAUGAAUAUUUUGAAUCCGAGCCACUUCAACGAGGCGAGUGGAUAAAUAUUCAUAUACGUCAACACGCUGAAUCGGGAAGAGCUUCUUUUACUUUAUAUAUCAAUAACGAAAAUGUAUAUACUGUACAAAACUUAAACCCACAAGUAUUUACAAAUGUCCAAGUUUAUGCUGGAGAUCCGUGGUAUGAAGUUCAGGAUGGCUCUAUUAAAAAGUUCAAUGUCACUAAUGGGUAUUUAGAUUUUGUGGAUAAUGAAGUUGAAGAGACACUAAAGAAAAAUAACUUGGUUGCUGUUUUGUCAAAAUUAGAACAAUCAUUUGAUAUUUAUUUCGAUUUAAAACUCAACAAUUUUUCAGAUGGAUUUAGAAGUGUCAUUCAUUUGACUAUAGGAGAGGAUAAUUCGAAAUACGGUGAUCGAAUUCCUGGCAUUUGGAUUUCUAAUCAAAUGUUACUCGUUGCUUUUGCAAUAAACAAUAAUAAAAAUGAAUAUUUUGAAUCCAAGCCACUUCAACGAGGCCAGUGGAUAAAUAUUCAUAUACGUCAACACGCUAAAUCGGGAAGGGCUUCUUAUACUUUAUAUAUCAAUAACGAAAUUGUAUAUACUGUACAAAACUUACACCCACAAGUAUUUACAAAUGUCCAAGUUUACGCUGGAGAUCCGUGGUCUGAAGUUCAGGAUGGCUCCAUAAGAAAGUUCAAUGUCACUAAUAGAUAUUCAGAUUAUGUGGAUAAUGAAGUUGAAGAAACACUAAAGAAAAAUAACUUGGUUGCGGUUUUGUCAAAAUUAGAACAAUCAUUUAAUAUUUAUUUCGAUUUAAAACUCAACAAUUUUUCAGAUGGAUUUAGAAGUGUCAUUCAUUUAACUAUAGGAGAGGAUAAUUCGAAAUACGGUGAUCGAAUUCCUGGCAUUUGGGUUUCUAAUCAAAUGUUACUCGUUGCUUUUGCAAUAAACAACAAUAAAAAUGAAUAUUUUAAUUCCAAGCCACUUCAACAAGGUCAGUGGAUAAAUAUUCAUAUACGUCAACACGCUGAAUCGGGAAGAGCUUCUUUUACUUUAUAUAUCAAUAACGAAAAUGUAUAUACUGUAGAAAAUUUAAACCCACAAGUAUUUACAAAUGUCAAAGUUUACGCUGGAGAUCCGUGGUAUGAGGUUCAGGAUGGCUCCAUUAAAAAGUUCAGUGUCACUAAUGGAUAUUUAAAUUUUGUGGAUAAUAAAGUUGAAGAGACACUAAGGAAAAAUAACUUGGUUGCUGUUUUGUCAAAAUUAGAACAAUCAUUUGAUAUUUAUUUCGAUUUAAAACUCAACAGUUUUUCAGAUGGAUUUAGAAGUGUCAUCCAUUUGACUAUAGGAGAGGAUAAUUCGAAAUACGGUGAUCGAAUUCCUGGCAUUUGGAUUUAUAAUCAAAUGUUACUCAUUGCUUUUGCAAUAAACAAUAAUAAAAAUGAAUAUUUUAUUUCCAAGCCACUUCAACAAGGUCAGUGGAUAAAUAUUCGUAUACGUCAACACGCUGAAUCGGAAAGAGCUUCUUUUUCUUUACAUAUCAAUAACGAAAAUGUAUAUACUGUACAAAAUUUAAACCCACAAGUAUUUACAAAUGUUAAAGUUUACGCUGGGGAUCCGUGGUAUGAAGUUCAGGAUGGCUCCAUUAAAAAGUUCAAUGUCACUAAUGGAUAUUUAAAUGAAAGAAAGGAAUUGAAAAAGGACGCCAAACGGAAAAAGGCGUUUCGCUUAAAUUAUUAAUAUAUGUCAACGACUUGUUCUUUUCAUUUAAGUUUGUUGUUUUUGAAGUAUCCAAUUUUUGAUGUUAUGAAUUUGUAUUUUUUAUUUCAAAAUACAUCUUUCGCAUUGCAUUC
Molecule: messenger RNA, 2291 nt
Organism: Hydra vulgaris (swiftwater hydra)
Lineage: Eukaryota; Metazoa; Cnidaria; Hydrozoa; Anthoathecata; Hydridae
Source: RefSeq, a predicted model, not a curated record